Messenger RNA from Cyanistes caeruleus (blue tit), 1491 nucleotides. The record is from RefSeq and is a predicted model, not a curated record. NCBI's taxonomy places the organism in Eukaryota, Metazoa, Chordata, Aves, Passeriformes, Paridae.
GCCCACAAAUGUUGUGUGGGGAGUUGAAGGCCAUGUUCUCUUGCUUUCUGUGCAGGUUGUUCUGGAGAAAGAGCAGGAGCAGAUUGAUUUGUCAGAGAUGCCAUGCCAGACUGAGGGAGAGCUGUUCCCAGGCCGAGAGCAGGAAGAGCAGCUUGGGCAGCAGGUGGAAGAGGCACUGGAGAAUGGCCAGAAUAUCAAGGCAGAGCCACAGGCAGAGUUGCCUGAAGCUCAGAGUGCCAUGGUGGCAGUGAAGAGGAGGCACCAGGAAGAUAUGAGGAGCACUGAAGAGGAGAUGAGGCUCCAUGAGCAGAGAGGAGAUCAGCAGAAUCAGGUGAGUGAAAGAGUAGAAGUCACUCCACUCAUCAAGCUGUCUCUCUCAUGUGUUUUAGAGGACAGCAAGGAAAAUCUCCAGGCAGAGAUGCAGGAAACAGAGGCUAGGAUCAACGCAAAGGAGAAGAGGCUGGAGGAAGAACUGAAAAUUGUCAUAGAGAAAAUUAAUCACCUGAUUCAGAAGAAGGAUUCUCUACUAAAACAAGUGGAAAUGUUGACAUCUCACCUGGCAGCCUGGGAAGGCUUCCAGCAAAUGACUGGUGAUGAGGAGCCCCAAGGUUGGCGUGAGGCACAGCAACUGUCCCAAGCAGAGAUGCUGAAGGUUGGGAAUGUCUCCAAGAUGGUGGAGGAAAAGUGGACUCAUUGUGAGGAGAGCUACCAAGGAGCCUUGGUUCCCCUCCCUGAGAAGUGGAGCCUGUGCAAUUUCUUCAUCUCCAGCACUGACACAGAUGCUGCUCAGCCACAGGAGGAUUUCCUGGAGCUACUGAGUACAUCUAGUUUAUUUCUUGUCUGAGGGACAGUGAAUUGUGUGCAUGUGCCAGACUUAGCUGUACCAAAUGUUCCUCCUCAGUUUGGUGUCACAGGGACAUUUAGGUCUCUCCACAGGAAGUGCUCUGCUUCGAGGCAGGGAGAGAGCACUCUGCAUGUUCCUGCUGUCCCUGAGGGCAGCCUGGACUGGUUAAAGUUUACCUGGCUUCCCUUUCUACUGAAGAAAGAAGCAGGAAUUGUUGCUGGAGCAGUUGCUUGAGUUCUACCCAUUGGCCCAACCCCUGCUCAGAUCAGUCUCUAGGAAAACACAUCAAGCCCUUUGUGAUUCUGCAGCACAACCCAUUUAAUCUGCUUCUCGCCCAUAAGAGCUGCCAGUGUUGUGCCCUCCCAUAAAGACCUGUUGGGGCUGAGAAAAGAUCACAUUUCAUUCUGUGUGUACCUUCACCUGUUGAGACAAAAAAGGGCAUUGAUCCACACCUCGGUGUGUCUGAUGCCAAAGCCAAUCCCGUUGUGUCCUGAAUGGGGGCAACAGCUUGUCAGGAGCUCAGGCUGGCUGUGGCUUGUGGCCAUGGCUUGUCAGUGCUCAUGCUUGGCCUUUGGCAGCCUUGCUGUGUGCCCUGGCCCUGAGGGCUGCUGUGACUGCAGGGGCUGGAGCCUUCCUUAGCUGGGAGA